Brettanomyces nanus is the source of this 459-nucleotide messenger RNA. RefSeq lists its product as uncharacterized. The transcript has a single exon. Gene Ontology annotation, cellular component: U5 snRNP; catalytic step 2 spliceosome; cytoplasm. The record is from RefSeq and is a predicted model, not a curated record. Bases 1 to 459 code for a protein of 152 amino acids. Gene Ontology annotation, molecular function: RNA binding. NCBI's taxonomy places the organism in Eukaryota, Fungi, Ascomycota, Pichiomycetes, Pichiales, Pichiaceae. Gene Ontology annotation, biological process: mRNA splicing, via spliceosome.
AUGGCGAUUGGACAAAUACCAAGGAAGGCCAAAUUGGCCACUCUAUUAAACUUCAAGGUUCGUGUGACUACAACCAACUCGUCCCAGUUCAUAGGCAUACUUGUAUCUUUUGACAGGUACAUGAACUUGGUGCUUUCUGAAUGUGAAGAAUUCCGUCUGACCAAAAAGUCCCAAAUGCAGUUGAGAAAGCAAUCGAAUCAGAACAAGAAAAUCAUUGAUGAGUCAGGUAUAAAAGAACAGAAACGGUUGUUAGGACUCGUGAUAAUUAGGGGCGAAGGUAUCAUCAGUGUUGUUGUCGAGGCAGCCCCAAGUUCGUCUUCGAGGCCAGAGCUCAAUUUGAAGAAAGGCAAAGGUACAGUGAAACCUUUAAUCAAAACAUUAAAUAACAAUGGGGGAUUAAAUGCUCCUUUAAAAGCUAUUAAUAGUGGAAUUGGUAAACCUGGAUCACGGAGAUCUUAG